AUGGUGGCGUCAAAUCAGACUCCUAUUGAGGCGAUAGAUGAUGUUUCUCUGGAAGAGCGUGCUGAGAGCAAUGACAGAGAAUUGAAGAGCGCUAGCUCGACCAGUACGAAGAUUCCUGGUGCGGGCAAUACUGCAGAUGGGACAUCAAAGGUUGAUGAUUUGUCCAAGGAUGAGAAUGAGAACGAGGAUAAGAAAUUAAGUAAGAAAGUUCCAGUUACGGUCGAGGCUAAGAAGAAGAGUGAAGGGAAGGAAGAUGGGGAGCCAGAGGCUGUGAAAUCCCCUGCUAGUAGGUCCGAGGAUGGUCCGGCAACUACAGAAAAAGUUGAUCCAGUAUUAAGUGAGCUGAAGAGUGCGUUUCCUAACAUAGAGGAGAAAUAUAUAAAAGCAGUGUCAAUAGCUUCAGAGGGGGGGAUAGCGUCGGCCUUUAAUGCGUUGUUAUAUUUGUCUGACCCUUCUUUCGAAAACGAGGCCAUGGCAACCACGAAACAAACUGCUGCAGCCGCUACAGCAGACCGCAAGAGUGGUAAACUGACGCAGUUGGAGGAGGAUGAGCUGUUAGCCAGAGAGCUAUACAAAAGCUUCAACAAGAUGGGGGGUAUUCAGGACGAACGAGCAGCUCGUGAGCGUAGGAUACGUGAGCGGGAGCGGGAAUUUAGAAGACAACAAAAUCGUCGUCAUGAAAAAUACGAACACAAGAACUCCGAUAUAGACGAAGAUGACGACGACGACUUUAUUGAAGUUCUAAACCGCGGAUUGCAAGAGACAUCCAAGAAGGUGGGCAAAUGGUGGGAGGGUUUGAAGAAAAACUUUAAUGAGGAGGAAGAACGUGAAUUCCAAGAUACGCAAAAUGAUGCACCGCCUCAACGUCAACGGCGCUUCAACUCCUUUGGUGCUCGUGAUGAUGAUGGCCUGCGGUCUUCUGUAUACAAAAUGCAGGACUCCCAAAUCUAUCACUAUAACAGCUAUGACGUAAACGACCAGGAAGCUCCUCCUCGGCUACCUCCAAGAAACAAAAACGGCAUCGCAGAAGCCACCAAACGCAAGAUGUGGCAACCACUGCCACCAGAACCAGAGCUAGCGGCUGAAACCAAGGUUACUGCAGAAGGAAAUAUCUCCACCACCAAUGCCACUCGUCGACGUGAUCCCAGCCAAGAAGCAUUUUUAAUUAACAGCGAUGAUGAACUUUAA
Molecule: messenger RNA, 1188 nt
Organism: Eremothecium cymbalariae DBVPG#7215
Lineage: Eukaryota; Fungi; Ascomycota; Saccharomycetes; Saccharomycetales; Saccharomycetaceae
Product: CUE domain-containing protein
Exons: 1
Coding region: 1-1188 (395 amino acids)
Biological process (GO): ubiquitin-dependent protein catabolic process
Cellular component (GO): cytoplasm
Molecular function (GO): ubiquitin binding; ubiquitin conjugating enzyme binding
Source: RefSeq, a predicted model, not a curated record